AUGAAGCGCAGUACAUUUAUCACAGAUUCGAUUUAUCCGCCGCAUGUGAUAGUUAACGUUUUUAGAUUGGUACUGGAAGCAAAACUGAAUCUCCGGGAAAACUUAGCAUUUCCUCGGAAAAUAAUAUUCAACUAUCUGUUUCCUAAGGAUCCUGGUAUAGUAAGAGUAAAGAAGCCAGAACAAAUUCAAACAGCAAACAAUGUAACAUUGGAUUUUGCCGGAUUGGUAGAGAGAUAUGGUUAUCCCACUGAAGAACAUUACGUCACAACGGAAGAUGGUUAUAUCUUGGUAAUAUAUAGGAUAUUAAGAAGUCCACUGUCUAAAGAUUAUCGAAGAAAAAAAGUUGUGUUUCUUCAACAUGGUCUUAUAUGUUCAUCUGACUGUUGGGUGAUAAUCGGUCCUGAGAAAGAUCUUGCAUUCUUAUUGGCUGAUAAAGGAUAUGACGUAUGGCUUGGAAAUUUCAGAGGAAAUUCUUAUUGCAGAUCACAUAUAAAAAUAUCUCCAAAAAAUAAGGAAUUUUGGCAAUUUAGUUAUCACGAGAUGGGAACGAGAGACCUGCCAACUAUGAUUGAUUACGUACUUAGUUACACAAAACAACAAACUUUGCACUAUAUUGGUCAUUCGAUGGGAACUACCACGUUAUUCAUUUUACUAUCCAUGAAACCCGAAUACAAUGCAAAAAUAAAAUUGGGAAUCUGUCUUGGUCCGGUUGCUAUUUGGAAAGAAAGAAUUCCUUUACCAGAAAAUAUUUUUAAUAAAAUACCAAAGAUUAUGGAAUUUCUUUAUUCUAAUGAAAUAUAUGAACUGGCCUCCUUAUCGUCAACGAGCAUCACGGUGGGAAGAACAUUGUGUACAGAUAAGGCAAUUACUCAGAUUGUCUGCGUUGCAAUAAUAUUUCUACUCUUCGGAUUUGAUCCAGAGCAAUUCAAUACUACGGCAUUGCCGGAAAUAUUAUCGAAUUAUCCGAACGGCGCUUCCGUGCGAACAUUGGAACAUUAUGUCCAAAAUAUAGUUACAAAGAAAUUUCAAACUUACGAUUAUGAAUAUGCUGACAGUUACAAGCAAUAUGAGCAGACACCUCUAACGUAUGAUUUAAAAAAAAUUACUACUCCCUUAGCUUUGUUCUACGGUGCUAACGAUAUGGUUGCUUUAAAAUCGAAUGUCCUCGAAACAUAUAAGCACCUGCCGAAUGUAAUUCUGUUGGAGGAAAAUCAAUAUAAAUUGUUUACCCAUUUGGAUUUUUUAUGGGCCAUUGAUGUUAAAACCCUACUAUACGAUCGUUUAAUAGAAGUACUUCAGAAAUUUGAUAAUGACUUGUAGACAAUCGAUGAUAAAUUAAUCUGUGUCUAAUACUUUCUUGUUAAAAACAUUUUAUUUGUUUACUUUCAAAUUAUAUAUGAUACUCAUUUUUUGAAAAAAAAA
Acromyrmex echinatior (Panamanian leafcutter ant) is the source of this 1422-nucleotide messenger RNA. Its product is annotated as lipase 3. The record is from RefSeq and is a predicted model, not a curated record. Gene Ontology annotation, biological process: lipid metabolic process. Gene Ontology annotation, molecular function: hydrolase activity, acting on ester bonds. Lineage: Eukaryota; Metazoa; Arthropoda; Insecta; Hymenoptera; Formicidae.